AACGGGAAUAAGUGAUGCGGUACUUCGACGCCAUUCUCUCGAUCUUCCGCUUCUCCUUCUUCGCCCCAUCCUCCUCUCAGAACCCGGGGAGAUCCCAUAUCUGAUCUCUUCCUCUGUUCCGCUCGUUUGUUCGCCGAAUCCGAGGGGAUCCAGGCCAAAUCCCACGAAAAGGUUAUUGGAAUACGUUUAAGGCCUGUGGUCUCUAUGGCACCGUUGAGGAUCUCAAAAAGGCUCUUUCCUUUAGUUCCUUUCUUUUUUCUUCUGAUUACAUGUCCUUCCAAUGGCUUCUAUCUCCCCGGGAGUUAUAUGCACACCUACUCUCAAGGUGAAACCAUCCCAGUCAAAGUAAAUUCACUCACCUCUAUAGAGACGGAGCUGCCAUUUAGCUACUAUAGUCUUCCAUACUGCCAUCCCCAGGGUGGGAUCAAGAAGAGCGCAGAGAAUCUGGGAGAGCUGCUCAUGGGGGAUCAGAUCGACAACUCUCCAUACAAGUUCCGUAUGAAUGUCAAUGAAUCGCUUUAUCUUUGCACGACAAAGCCAUUAAAUGAGCAUGAGGUGAAGCUUCUGAAGCAAAGAACUCGCGAUCUCUAUCAGGUGAACAUGAUUCUCGACAACCUGCCUGUGAUGAGGUUCACUCAACAAAAUGGUGUCACCAUCCAGUGGACUGGUUUUCCGGUUGGAUACACCCCCACUGGAAGCAAUGAUGACUAUAUCAUCAAUCACCUCAAGUUUAAGGUCUUGGUCCAUGAGUAUGAAGGGAGUGGUGUGAAAAUCAUUGGCACAGGGGAAGAGGGGAUGGGGGUGAUCACGGAAACUGAUAAGAAGAAGAUGUCUGGGUAUGAGAUAGUUGGGUUCGAAGUAAUCCCAUGCAGCAUCAAGCGUGAUGCAGAAACCAUGUCAAAGCAUAACAUGUAUGAUAAAAUUGACCCUGUGAAUUGCCCCUUGGAGCUUGACAAGUGUCAGAUGAUCAAGGAGCAGGAGAGGAUCACAUUCACCUAUGAAGUAGAGUUUGUGAAGAGCGACAUUAGAUGGCCCUCGCGGUGGGAUGCCUACUUGAAGAUGGACGGUGCCAAGGUCCACUGGUUCUCAAUCAUGAACUCCCUUAUGGUCAUCUUCUUUUUGGCUGGAAUAGUGUUUGUUAUUUUCUUGAGAACUGUUCGAAGGGACUUAACAAGGUAUGAGGAGUUGGAUAAAGAGGCCCAGGCUCAGAUGAAUGAGGAGCUCUCAGGCUGGAAACUUGUCGUGGGCGAUGUGUUUAGAGAGCCAACAUGCUCUAAACUGCUUUGCGUCAUGGUUGGAGAUGGUGUUCAGAUUACAUGUAUGGCAGCUGUGACCAUUGUGUUUGCUGCCCUUGGGUUCAUGUCUCCUGCAUCACGGGGUAUGCUCUUGACUGGGAUGAUCCUCCUUUAUCUCUUCCUUGGUAUUUUUGCUGGGUAUACGGGUGUCCGGUUAUGGAGUACCAUUAAAGGCGGGUCUGAAGGGUGGAGGUCGGUUGCUUGGUCAAUUGCCUGCUUCUUCCCUGGGGUGGUGUUUGUAAUUCUCACCUUCUUAAACUUCUUGCUUUGGUGGAACAAUAGCACAGGGGCUCUCCCAAUCUCAUUGUACUUCACUCUUCUGUCCCUGUGGUUUUGCAUCUCGGUGCCCCUCAUUCUUUUGGGUGGUUUCUUAGGCACCCGGGCUGAGCCCAUUCAAUUCCCAGUUAGGACCAACCAAAUUCCAAGGGAAAUUCCAGCGAGGAAAUACCCUUCAUGGUUGCUUGUCCUUGGUGCUGGAACCCUUCCAUUCGGGACCCUCUUCAUUGAGUUGUUCUUUAUUCUCUCCAGCAUCUGGCUUGGAAGGUUCUAUUAUGUGUUUGGAUUUCUCCUUGUCGUCCUCCUCUUGCUUGUUGUUGUCUGCGCUGAAGUGUCUGUGGUUCUGACUUACAUGCAUCUCUGCGUGGAAGACUGGAGGUGGUGGUGGAAAGCAUUCUUUGCUUCUGGUUCGGUCGCUCUUUAUGUGUUCCUAUACUCCAUCAACUACUUGGUGUUUGAUCUUAAGAGCUUAAGUGGGCCUGUGUCAGCGAUGGUCUACCUGGGUUAUUCACUAAUCAUGGCUCUUGCUGUCAUGCUAUCUACUGGCACAAUUGGCUUCCUGAUGUCGUUCUACUUUGUCCACUACCUCUUCUCAUCAGUAAAGAUUGACUAAGGAUUGCUUCAAGCUGCAAUGGUUUCUUGCAUUUGAGGGAUGUUUCUUGAUGAAUUUUUUAUCUAUAUAAUGCUCAGAAUUCCAUAUAUGUUUUGAGGUGCUUAUACUGAUGACCAAGUGCAGUGAAGGCCUUACUCUAUCGGGAAUCCCAACGACCCACAGCAUUUAGGUGGUUAAAUGUUUCUCUUUUUUUUAUUAUUAUUUUUAUCAUGAUGUCCUCCAAGACUUUUUCUUUUUAUCAAGAAUCUCAAUGAUCUACUUUUCUUUUCCUUUUAUUUUAAUUUUUUGCUCAUGUUAUCGAGACCUUUAACGGGGUUUACCUGGCAUUACAAAUAUAGCAAUUUCGUCUGUGAUGUCUAUUAAUUUGGUUUUAUU
Molecule: messenger RNA, 2559 nt
Organism: Phoenix dactylifera (date palm)
Lineage: Eukaryota; Viridiplantae; Streptophyta; Magnoliopsida; Arecales; Arecaceae
Product: Endomembrane protein 70 protein family
Biological process (GO): protein localization to membrane
Cellular component (GO): membrane
Source: RefSeq, a predicted model, not a curated record